GCUCAUUAUUGAGCCGUACAGGAAGUCGCCCUUGCUCUCCGAGUCGUGUGCGGUGGUCAGCGUGUGGGUCUGGUUUCCGAUCUUUGCCGGUGAACACGGUGGAAAAAUGGCUGAUACGCUGGGACUUUUCACCUCCAUCGGCCUCAGUGAGCAGAAAGCGAAGGAGACGCUGAAGAAUGAAGCGCUGAGCGGCUCUCUGAAGGAGGCAAUAAAUCAGGCUCAGCGUGCCUGUGGGUCAUCUGGAGUGGACAAAGCCAUGGGUACAUUGCUGUACAAUCUGGCAUCUCGCCUUAAAGACACCAAACGCCUGACAUUCCUUUGUGAUUGUAUAGCUCAGUGCAAAAUCUGCUCGGAGCUACAGCUGACAGCUGCACUGGAGUUUGUGAAGAGUCACCCUCAGGACCCCAUCAACCAGAAGGAGUUUGAAGAAGCAUGUGGAAUUGGCAUGGUCAUAACACCGGAGCAGAUUGAAGAAGCCGUGGAGAAGGUGAUCAAGAAGCACAAGGAGCAGCUGUUGAAGGAGAGGUACCACUUCAACAUGGGGCUGCUAAUGGGAGAGGCACGCUCUGCCCUGAAAUGGGCCGAUGGAAAGGUCAUCAAAAAUGAAGUGGACAUGCAGGUCCUACACCUCUUAGGACCCAAGACAGAGGCUGACCUAGAGAAAAAAUCUAAGCCCCCGAAAGCAAAAGCUGCAGAGAACGAGACAAAGGCGAAGAAAGCGGAUGUGGCGGUGAAUGGUGAGGUGACACCCGGGGAGGGAAAGUCACUCAUGGAGCAGCUCAGAGGAGCAGCACUGAAGUUCCAUAAACCAGGAGAGAACUAUAAAACCGAGGGCUAUGUGGUCACACCAAACACAAUGAACCUGCUGAAAAAGCACCUGGAGUUCACUGGCGGACAGAUUCGUACUCGUUUUCCUCCUGAGCCCAACGGUAUCCUUCACAUUGGACAUGCCAAAGCUAUCAACUUCAAUUUUGGUUAUGCAAAGGCAAACAACGGGAUUUGUUUCUUGAGGUAUGAUGACACAAAUCCAGAGAAGGAGGAGGAAAAAUACUUCACUGGUAUCAGGGACAUGGUGGAGUGGCUUGGCUACAAACCGUAUGCCGUCACGCACGCAUCAGACAACUUUCAGGAACUCUACGACCUUGCCGUGGAUCUUGUUCGCAGGGGUCACGCAUACGUGUGCCACCAGAAAGGGGAGGAACUGAAGGGCCACAAUGCUCCGCCAUCACCCUGGAGAGACCGACCCAUCGAGGAGUCUCUGGUGUUGUUCGAGAGGAUGAAGAAGGGCCUGUUUUCUGAAGGAGAGGCUACACUCCGGAUGAAGAUGGUCAUGGAGGAUGGCAAGAUGGACCCUGUGGCGUACCGAAUUAAAUACACGCCGCAUCAUCGGACAGGAGAUGAAUGGUGCAUCUACCCUACUUAUGACUACACCCACUGUCUGUGUGACUCUAUUGAAAAUAUCACACACUCACUCUGUACCAAAGAGUUCCAGGCCAGGCGUUCAUCAUAUUUCUGGCUGUGUAACGCUCUGGACGUGUACUGCCCUGUGCAGUGGGAAUAUGGCCGUCUGAACCUCACCUACACUGUUGUGUCCAAGAGGAAAAUCAUCAAACUGGUAGAGACUGGCGUUGUCAGAGACUGGGAUGAUCCUCGACUCUUCACUUUGACUGCACUGAGGAGAAGAGGUUUCCCACCAGAGGCAAUUAACAACUUCUGCGCACGGGUUGGAGUCACAGUUUCCCAGACGACGACAGAGCCCCACCUUCUGGAGUCGUGUGUGAGGGACGUGCUGAACGAGUCGGCGCCAAGAGCCAUGGCCGUGCUGGAGCCACUCAAAGUCACCAUAACUAACCUUCCUGAGAGCUCAAAGUCAGAUGUACGGGUGCCAGAUUUCCCUGGCAACGAGGCCAAGGGCAGCCACGUGGUUCCAUUUACACACACGAUCUUCAUUGAACAGAGCGACUUCAGAGAGGUGAUGGAGAAAGGCUACAAGCGUCUGACCCCAGAACAGCCUGUCGGUCUAAGACACGCUGGGUCUGUCAUCUCCGUCCAGAAGGUGAUCAAGGAUGCUCAGGGUAAAGUGGUGGAACUAGAGGUGUCCUGCUGCAGUUCUGAGACUGCAGAGAAACCAAAGGCCUUCAUCCACUGGGUCAGCGAGCCAUUGUUGUGCGAAGUGCGCCUUUACGAAAGACUAUUCUUGCACAAACAUCCGGAGGAUCCAUCUGAAGUGCCCAAUGGCUUCCUGAGUGACAUCAAUCCUAAUUCCAUGCACACGAACACCAGUGCCUUAGUGGAUAUCUCAGUCAAAGGAGCAAAAGUUUUUGACAAAUUCCAGUUUGAGAGAGUCGGCUACUUCUCCCUGGACCCCGACAGCACUGCAGACAAGCUCGUCUUCAACAGAACAGUCACCCUCAAAGAAGACCCGGGGAAGAUCUGAUUGACUGAGAUCAAGCCACACGUUUAGCUUCCCAUGAGCCCACAGAUACAUGUCGAAAUUGAUUGCAUCGCCUAAUGUAUAACAUCAGAAAGAACACAGAGGGCUUUGGCUAAGAUUGACUGUAAUAAUUACACGUCCAUAAUCAUAUUCAUUCAACAGAAUUGUGGGAGACAAAGUUCCAUCAGUGAGACUUCUCUCUGUCACAAGCUUGGUCAGUCAGUUUCAGAGUCGGCUUGUUUCUUUUUCUAUACCUGCUGCAAUAAUAAUUCACUUACAGCGUUUCCUCUUUGUUGAAUGUAUGCAACCUUGAUCGUUGUUCAACAAGGAUCUGCUGUAUGCUAAUUUAAUAUCGGCUCUGAGCUGGUGUUACACAGAGGAGAUGCUCUCAAAUGCCAUUCAUGAUUUUCCUAAAAAUGUGGUGAGUCACUACCAAACCACCACGUUUUGUUUUUUAAGACUCAGAGGGGUGCAUGUGUGUCCUUUUUACGGGAAACAAGAAUAAAUAUGACUCAAGAACACUCUG
Molecule: messenger RNA, 2960 nt
Organism: Larimichthys crocea (large yellow croaker)
Lineage: Eukaryota; Metazoa; Chordata; Actinopteri; Sciaenidae
Gene: qars1
Product: glutaminyl-tRNA synthetase 1
Exons: 23
Coding region: 107-2437 (776 amino acids)
Biological process (GO): glutaminyl-tRNA aminoacylation; translation
Cellular component (GO): aminoacyl-tRNA synthetase multienzyme complex; cytosol; cytoplasm
Molecular function (GO): ATP binding; glutamine-tRNA ligase activity
Source: RefSeq, a predicted model, not a curated record